UGAUAGAUAUUUAUUACAUGUAUCAUUUUAUUCCAUAAAUGGCAUAAGAGUGACGGAACUAACGCAAACGGUGCAGCAACGAGCAGCGGUCGAAAUGAUUUCGGCUCGGCAUUAUUUAUAUUUUUUCACUUAUUUGACGAUAUCGUUGGCGAAUUCUAUCGCCCAGGAUAUUCUAGGAUGUGGCGGUUUUCUAAAGAGUCACGCCGAUAUCGAUUUCACGAAAGUGCACGUGAGAUUAUACACAAAGGCUGGUAGCCUGAAAGAUCAGACCGAAUGUGCGCCUAACAAUGGCUAUUAUUUUCUACCUCUGUACGACAAGGGUGAAUAUGUGUUAAAGGUAGAUCCUCCCAUAGGCUGGAGUUUUGAGCCUAUGGAAGUGGCAUUAAAUGUAGAUGGUGUUACAGAUGACUGUAGUCAGGGAAAAGAUAUUAACUUUUCAUUUAAAGGAUUUGGUAUCACAGGACAAGUGACCAGUUUUCGAGGUACUGGACAAGUUGCGCUUUCUGGUCCUAAGGGAGUUACUAUUUCCUUAUAUGUGGACAGUAAUAAGCAAGUCCCCAUCAGCUCAACAAUAACAACGGACGAUGGCGUAUUCUAUUUUACUCCCAUCCAACCUGGGACAUAUAUUCUUGUUGCAUCUCAUCCCAAAUGGAUUAUAAAAAGCAACAAUGUUAAAGUAACUGUACAAGAGGGAAAUACAGAAAUUCCAUACGGCAGCUUCAUGAUAUCUGGAUACGAUGUCAGUGGCAAAGUCACCAGCGAAAACGAACCGGUGGCUGGCGUCUCCUUUAUUCUCUUUGGCGAUGGUAUUGCAGAAAAAUGCGCGACUACUCCAGUAAACAAGGAUUUUAAGCCCAAGAAGCCACUCUGUCACGUAAUCUCGGACAAUAGCGGUAGAUUUGUAUUCCCCAGUUUGACGCCUGGUGACUACAAGCUCGUACCAUACUAUGCCGGUGCUCAAACGAAAUUUGACGUUCAACCGCCGGAAUUAUCUUUCAAAGUUGGCCGCAGCAGCGUAAUCCUCCCACAGGAUUUCAAGGUAACUGGCUUCACUGUCAGUGGUCUCGUUCGUAGCUCCACGAACGGCAGUCCCUUGGCAGAAGCGAAGAUAUUCUUGUCGCAAAAGGAGGUCGCGGUCACGGAUGCAAAUGGAAAAUACGUGUUGGAUAAUAUGAAAGCUGGCCAGUACACGCUCCGAGCGGAGUCCGAAAAUGUGCAGUUUAGCGAAAAGACAGUCAAGAUAUCUCCCAGUUCACCCGAACUGCCGGUGUUGGUACCUUCGGCGUACAAAGUCUCGGGCAAAGUGACAUUGUCGGCGAAGGGGACGUUGCAUUUCCGCAAGUUGUCCAUUCAGAACACGGCCGCCACAUUCUACAAGGAACUUGAUACCGACGAGACAACGGGCGAAUAUUUUGUCUACCUCGCGCCAGAUAAAUAUCAGUUGAGCGUAAUCGUGAGCACCGAGGAAAAGACUAAGGGCUUACAAUUCUUCCCGCUGCAACAGACGAUUGAUGUGACGUAUCAACCAAUCACUAACGUAAACUUUUUGCAAUUGAAAGCAACGUUAACUGGAACAGUUAACUGUUUGCCAGAGACAGAUUGCAGUCAAGCCUCUGUCACUCUGAAGAUACUCGAUGGAGUUACAAUAAAGACGGUACAAGCCAAAGUCGUUUUCCAUUACGCAGAUGGCCAGUACCAGUUCAUCGAUGUAUUGCCCGGUCACUACGAGGUCUUGAUUGACAACGAUGUGUUCUGCUGGGAGAGUCCCAGUUACAGAAUCUCGAUAACGUCGGAACAUGCGGAAGUGCCGCCCUUCAAGCAAACUGGUUACUCAAUCUCCUUUAUAUCCUCUCACGAGACAGCCGUAGAAUUUACUGAACCGAAUAACACGAAACCAAUAACUCUACCUCUGAGCAAGGGCAGCACGAGGCACUGCGUGCCGAAACACGGAUCGUACACUUUCGUCCCGAAAGGCUGUCACGUGUACGACAAGUCCACUUACACCUGGGAUACGAGCAAUCUCUCUCCAAUCUUACUGCAAUCCACCGAGCACACUCAUAAAGGCAGCAUCGUAAGCUCAAGCGCGCAAAACGGUCUGAAAGUAAAGAUCGAGAACGCAAGCGAUAGCGUCACAAUUGGUCCGCUGAAAUAUGUAAAGAAAGACAACACGUACAAAUACGAGUUUGAGUUUAAAGCAAAAAUGGACUACAUGUACACCAUUACCCCGUUGUCAGACAUCCUGUUGUUUAAUCCGCCGUCUCUAAAAGUCUUCGGCGUGAACGACUGUCACAAUGAUAUCGCGAGUUUCGUCGGUGAUUUGGGAAAGAUCAUUGCCGGCCAAAUCUCUCCACCACUGGAAGGAGUAACUGUACAGAUAUUUGGAAAAGAUAAGGAGACUCCGGUCCAUACACUAGUCACACAGAAGGAUGGUACAUACAGCAUUGGACCCUUGAGUGGAAAAAUUGAAUAUAGCGUUACGGCUGAAAAGGACGGUUUCGUGAUCACCGGACCUGAUGCUGCAGGAGUAUUCUUGGCGCACAAGUUGGCUGAAAUCAUCGUGCACGUUUCCGAUGACGCUAACGCUUCGUUGCAGGGCGUUCUUCUCUCUUUGUCCGGCGGUCAGAAUUAUCGUAAGAACAGCAUUACCGGCGAGGACGGCAAAUUCGUAUUUAAUUCGCUGUCUCCGGGCGAAUACUAUCUUCGGCCCAUGAUGAAGGAGUACCGUUUUAAUCCGCCGUCGAAGAUGAUCAAGGUCGCGGAGGGAGCAACCGUCAAGGUGUCCCUGUUCGGUAAUAAAGUCGCGUACAGCGCGUACGGAUCCGUGACGUCGCUGAACGGAGAACCGGAGGUUGGCUUGCUGGUCGAGGUUCAAGGCCAGGGAAAUUGUUCCGACCUACAAGAGGAGGCUACGACCGAGGAGAACGGCAACUUUAGGAUUCGCGGUCUCCAGCCCACGUGCACAUACGCAUUCCGUCUGAAGGCAAGUGUGGAAAGCAACGCUCAUAUACAGCGCACGAGCCCCAGUUCCCAGCUGGUGCAACCGAUGGAGGACAUUCACGGCCUGCGACUGAUCGCGUUCCAUCCAAUCUCACGCACGGACGUCUCCGUGCACGUCACGUCCAUUCAACCGGAGCAUUACCGUACGAUCAAAGUAAAGCUUUGCCGCGAGGACGCUCCCGACUCGCCGGUGCACAUCUCGAAGCUGGAUGCACAGCAAUCUACGAGCAAGAUCGCCGGCAGUCACAAUGCUGGUUUCCUCGUGCACUUCCCGCCGUUGCAAGCCGACGGCAGGAAGUAUUUCGUGCAACUGGAAUCAUCGCUGUCGCAAGCCGUGCACAAAUAUCGGACUGUCCCGAUCUACUUCGAAGCGAACUCGUCGUUCAAAUACGUUAAGUUGACGUUCAACGCCGAGCGGAAGGUCGAUCAGAGCGAGAUGAGUCAGACGUCGGUGAUCGCGCUGCCUUUUAUUAUAUUGGUCGCACUGGCGUUCGUCAACCGUGACAAACUGUGGACUUGGCUGAACACGUUACUCGAGAGACGCUCCAAGCCCGCACCGAGUUCCCGUGCGCCUGUCCAAGCUAUCCCCAUCGAUCCCAGAGCGGAUGACAUAAUAGUCGAGCAGAUAAUGAAUAUCAACAAGAGGAAGACGAAGCCGCGAAAAGCUUAAAUCAGAUAUUUGCCAUCAGUCAUCUCUUUGUGAGUCAUUCGUAAUGAUCUCAAGCGGAGACAGAGUAUCCAUAUCUCUGCCAUCCUACAUCCUGUGUGUUUUUCUAUGAUUCGCUGUCAAUAACUUGUCUAUUCACGAUGUGUGUCGUGACGAUUGUUUAUCACGGACAAUUGUCUCGAUAAUUGUCUUGAUGUGUCUAGAAUUGUUGAUAUAUUUUUACGCGAAUGAUGAAAUUAUAUGUACUUGAUCGGAGGUGUGUAUAUAACAUACAAAUCUAUAUGUCAUGCAUAUAUAAUUUCACGAUAUGUAUUCUGAGUAAUAUAAUGCAUAACAUAAUAUUUUAAGGUGUUAAAUCGUAAGUAUAACGUAGGUGAUGAUACACGAUCGUACCACAUUGUUCUAUACGUAAAUCGUCAAGUUUCAUCAAAUGUACAUACACAAGACAUUACGACAAAAAUACCCGCGAGAUUGUUAUUAAAUGUUAUUACUCUGUCAAA
This is a messenger RNA of Ooceraea biroi (clonal raider ant), 4164 nucleotides long. Its product is annotated as nodal modulator 3. Gene Ontology annotation, cellular component: endoplasmic reticulum membrane. The record is from RefSeq and is a predicted model, not a curated record. Gene Ontology annotation, molecular function: carbohydrate binding. Lineage: Eukaryota; Metazoa; Arthropoda; Insecta; Hymenoptera; Formicidae.